Molecule: messenger RNA, 1713 nt
Organism: Durusdinium trenchii
Lineage: Eukaryota; Dinophyceae; Suessiales; Symbiodiniaceae
Source: the annotation of a GenBank genome assembly
AUGCCUUCGUUGAAUUCCCACCGAAAGCUUGUCAAGUCUGUGCUGACAGCGUUUGGUAUGAAGCGAUGUCAUGCCCUGACAUUUGCUGGGCAUCGCGCUGUCUAUGUGCUUGGUGGGCUUCAAGCAGCCAAGGAAACGCUAGAGUCUUUGCUCUCCAAGUUGAAUGAACCGCCGACCAAGAAUGCCAUCGCGAAAGUAGCAAAUGACAUGUCGAAGGGUCUGGCUGUUCUACGGCAAAUGGUCAAGCAAAUUUCAUCGAUGGAUUUGGAGUUUGUCGAAACACGGCUUUGCGUGCGGGAGGCUCAUUGCUGGGCAACAUCCACUGAAGACCAGCGGAAGGAGUUCUUGUCUGCUUGGGCAGGGAUGUGGCGAAACAUGGUGCAGAAGGUCAGCAACAUCGAUGCUUCCCGUUCACACCGAAGCCAAGAAGAUUGGGAAGAUUUUGCGGCUUCUGAGAGCAAAAAGUUGUACAAGUUGAACGUGAAGACUUUGGCUCAAACUUUGGCUGCGUCUGUGCCGGAUCUCAUUGCCCAGCUCAACGGCCAGGGGACACUCCCAGAUGGUUUUCCAUCCGAAUUGGUUGAUCUGCUUCCGUCUGAUUCUUCUCCAACUCAAGAGUCACGGCCUCAAGAAUCCAAGGAGGAGACGGAGAACGAGAAGAUUGAAUCGAGCUUGAAGACCGUUAAGAAAGACUUGUUGGUGAGAGGCUUGGUCGCGCUUCACACCCAAGAAGCAAAAUGUCAGGAAGCGGCGAAUUGUGAGUUGUGGGAGAACCAGGUGAAAAAUGCAAUUUCAAUUGACGCUGGAGACAUUGUGGGGUUGGCUGACGGUCAAACUGGUGAAGGUCCUGGAAUAUGUGACAAUACUUGGUUGCCAUUCCCAAGCGCUGACGCAAAAGUCAGCAAGCAUUGGGAAGCUCACCAGGCAGCUUCACUUGCCACGUGGGCCAUUUUGUGCGCUUACACAAAAUCCCCUUUGCCAGCUGGCAUUGAAGUUGAGAAUGCUGAAUCCUUCCGCGACCAAGGGUUGACCUAUGCCGGCAUCUUGAAGAAGAAAGUCACGAUGCGGCGCAAGGUCGAGGACGAUGGUCUAGGCCCGACGAGUGACCUUCGCUGGAACGAGGCUGUGGCAGCGCUCCGCAUGUGCUUUGCAGGUCGUUGUGUAGUGGUGCCUCGUGGACAGCCAGUCUCUGCUUUUAAGAUCAAGGUCAGAAUCCCGUCUACGUUCUUCGAGAACUUGGGCUAUGAUGCAUACAUGAUUCCCAUCACCAAGCAGCUCUCCCCCGAGAUGUCACUGAAAAGCCCACUUCUGUGUCCAGCUUGGUUGGUGAAAGGAAAGUCGAAGGGCACAAACAUGAUCUUUGAUCAGGUUGAUGUAAAGGUUCGCUUGUCCAGAGGCAGUCUCAUAGACCUUGGACUUCCAGCUCUUCGGCUCAUCCGACCGGAAGAACUGGUCAUCGCCAAUGUCAAAACUCCGGGCAGCAGCAAAGGGGAGGACUUGCUAUGGGCUGGCUUUGAUUUGUCCCGUCCAUUCACACAUAUCGAGGUUUCAGAGGGUGCUGCCAAGAAUGAGGCAAAGGUGGCCAAGGAUCAGCGCCGCAAGCAGCGUGCAGAAGCUUUUGAGGAAGUCUUUGACGGGGACGGGGACGAAGUGACCCCUGCGGAUGGACAAUUGCUUGUGCCCGCCUCCUUCGUGAAGCAUGUCUUGCGUUGA